Messenger RNA from Arctia plantaginis, 582 nucleotides. Lineage: Eukaryota; Metazoa; Arthropoda; Insecta; Lepidoptera; Erebidae. The record is from the annotation of a GenBank genome assembly.
AUGUUGGACAAAACAAUUCUUGGUGGCAGUUGGGAAAGCGUGGUGUCAAAAGACGACUACGAGAUUGACUACAGUCCAAGCCCACGUGGCUCUCCACUAAAAGACACAUCGAACAUACAAGAUGAGCCAGGCUACUUUAUCAGUCGCCACAAUCCUAAUAAGACGUUCCGUCGUGAGUCGGUUAUUGCAUCGUGGAAAAGCUUGAAAAAGGAAAGGGAGCAGGCUCUCGGAAAACGCUUCAUUUAUGUAGAUGCUGACAGUUACCAGGACUAUUACGGACGCAACAAAGUCAAAAGGUGCAAAAGUGACAGGACCGCAAAUACUCCGAGGGUACCUAAGAAGGUCAAGCGUACGUACUCAGUACUGUACAGGUAUGAUCAAACAGAAGAAAAGGUCGUAAAAGAGUACAAAUACCAGUUGCCUAAAGAGGUCGAGUCAAAUCAUCCCGUGAUGCAGAAAUCAUACUCGGAACCAUUCUUGAGGCCAGAAGUAUUGAAGCCGAAGAAGAAAGUGAAGAGGUCAUUCACCACCCUCCUUAACAUCAAGACGAAAUUCUUGAACAUAUUCACAUCCAAGAGUUAA